AUGAGUGUACUUAUUAGGCGGGGCUUGCGGAUCCCUCUGUGUUGUGAGGUGUGCACGGACUCUGAGGAGACUAUUGAGCAUGCCCUUCUGCAGUGUCCCAGGGCCAGGGAAAUAUGGAGGAUGUCACUAGUCCCUCUUCCCCAAUCGGUGGUAUUGGUACAGGAUCUGUUGCAGCUGCUGAGAGACUCAUUUCAGAGCCCUAGAUCUAUUGAGGCAGGGGUACUUAGAGCAUAUCUGGCCUACCACAUUUGGUUGGACAAGAAUGCAGGCGUGUUUGAGGGGAGGAGGUCGUCUCCGAGGUGGGUGGUGGUUAGAGCGGUGCUUCAGGCCGAGGAGGUGACUUCAUGCACUGCUAUAUGUUCUCUUAGGAUGGCCAGGGAUAUCUGGGGUACUUGCUUCGUUGUUACAGCACCCAGAUUUGCUCUCGUUUCUUGGGUGCCCCCACCUCCCGGUUUUCUCAAGGUGAACUUGGACGGCAGCAUGUCGGCAGAUGGGAGGUCUGGAGAUAUUGUAUUUGUUAUCAGAGACCACCGUGGCAGUCUGAUAGCAGCAGGGGGUCGGUGCACGUCAGGCCUUACCGUAGCUGGGGUAGAGCUUCGAGCAGCCUGGGAGGGAAUAUCGUAUGCGAGGCGGGUGCUCAGUGCCGAGCAGGUGUACAUUGAGGGAGACUCAUAUAUCGUGAUCGAGUGGAUACGAGGUGCGGAUAGGUAUGGAGAUGGUCACCCACUUAUUCGUGAGACACGGAGGCGGGUAGUGGAUGGGAUGUGCACCGGGUAG
This is a messenger RNA of Phoenix dactylifera (date palm), 777 nucleotides long. The record is from RefSeq and is a predicted model, not a curated record. NCBI's taxonomy places the organism in Eukaryota, Viridiplantae, Streptophyta, Magnoliopsida, Arecales, Arecaceae.